AUGGGAACCGUUUCGCCUAGACACUUUGUCCUGUUUCCUUUCAUGUCACAAGGCCACACCAUCCCCAUCCUCCACCUUGCUCGUCUCCUCCACCGCCGCCUCCUCUCCGUCACUGUCCUCACCACUCCCGCUAACUCUCCUUCAAUCCGUUCCUCUCUCCUUGACACCACCAUCUCCGUUGUUGAUCUCCCCUUCCCGGUGAACAUCCCUGGUGUUCCUCCUGGGAUCGAAAGCACUGAUAAACUGCCCUCCAUGUCUUUCUUUGUUCCCUUUGUCACCGCCACCAAGCUCAUCCAACCCCACUUCGAACAGGUAAUCGCGUCCCUCCCGACUGUUCACUGCAUCAUCUCGGAUGGGUUUCUAGGCUGGACUCAGCAGUCCGCGGACAAACUAGGAAUUCCUAGAGUUCUUUUUUAUGGUAUGAGCAACUAUGCUAUGACCUUGUCUUCAAUCAUGCUUCGAGAAAAGCCACAUGCGAUGGUGAGUUCGGUCGACGAGGUCUUCUCUGUUCCGGGGCUCCCUUGGGUGAAUCUCACAACCAACGACUUUGAGCCGCCCUUCAGUGAACUUGAACCCAAGGGUGCACACUUCGACUUCGUGGCGGAAACAGGCGUGGCUGCAUUUAAGAGUCAUGGCAUGCUGGUCAACAGCUUCUACGAUCUGGAACCAAGAUUCAACGAUUACUGGAACCAGAAGAUUGGACCUAGAGCUUGGUGCGUCGGACCACUCUGCCUGGCGGAGCCACCAAGAGUCCAGACCCUACAAAAGCCGACGUGGGUGCAGUGGCUGGACGAGAAGUUGGCUCAAGGGAAGUCGGUGCUGUACGUGGCCUUCGGAUCUCAGGCGGAGAUGGCACCUGAGCAGUUGCAUGAAAUUGCGAUGGGCUUGGAAAGAUCAGAGGUGGCAUUUUUGUGGGUUUUGAGUUCAAAAGUACAGGAGAAACACGAGUUUGUAAAAGGGUUUGAAGAGAGGCUGAAAAAGAGAAAGAAUGGGUGGACCAAAGGGAGCUACUGGCACACCAGAGCGUCAAGGGGUUUAUGA
This is a messenger RNA of Vitis vinifera (wine grape), 1041 nucleotides long. RefSeq names its product UDP-glycosyltransferase 90A1. The record is from RefSeq and is a predicted model, not a curated record. The coding region runs from base 1 to 1041 and encodes 346 amino acids. The transcript has a single exon. NCBI's taxonomy places the organism in Eukaryota, Viridiplantae, Streptophyta, Magnoliopsida, Vitales, Vitaceae.